UUGACCUGAUUUCCUUGGAUCUUUAAAACCCCAUUUUCCAGUGGUUAAUACUGCACUAAGACGUAUUUGUUUUAGUUUUGUGUGCGUUGCUGUCCACUGAUCCUGACGCACCAAUUCAGUACAUUUUCCAGCAGAGAUCAUUGUGAGAUCGCAGGUCAGGAGGAUGACUGCUCGAUUGUGUUUCUCAUUGAUUGCCGUUUAUUCGUGUCUGUUCGGAUACUUGAGCAUAACUCAUGCUAUUCAAAGACAAACCACAGUGAAGCCGGGUCAAUGUCCCCUACCGGAGAUGAUUCCACUGCGUGCUGAAAGCUGUGUCCGUGAUAGCCAGUGUCCUGCCACACAGAAAUGUUGUCCAACCGCUGGUGGCUUUUCAUGCAGUGAACCACGUGGCCAGGGCAAAGGUCAGGGCCAGGGAAGCGGCCACGGUCAGGGAAGCAGUCAGGGCCACGGUCAGGGAAGCAGUCAGGGCAAUGGAAGCGGCAAGGGUCAGGGCAAGGGUCAGGGCCAGGGAAGUGCGGCCAGGGUCAGGGCAAUGGAAGUGGGCAAUGGUCAGGGCCAGGGAAGCGGUCGGGGCAAUGGUCAGGGCCAGGGAAGCGGUCGGGGCAAGGGCCAGGGGAGCGGCCAGGGCCAGGGUCAGGGAAGUGGCCAGGGAAGCGGUCAGGGGAAGGGUCAGGGAAGCGGCCAUGGUCAGGGAAGCGGUCAGGGCAAGGGUCAGGGAAGCGGUCAGGGCAAGGGUCAGGGUAGCGGCCAGGGUAGCGGUCAGGGCAAGGGCCAGGGAAGCGGCCAGGGUAGCGGUCAGGGCCAGGGAAGUGCUCAGGGCAAGGGUCAGGGAAGUGGCCAUGGUCAGGGCCAGGGAAGCGGUCAGGGCAAGGGUCAGGGAAGCGGUCAGGGCAAGGGUCAGGGGAGCGGCCAGGGGAGCGGCCAGGGCCAUGGUCAGGGUCAGGGAAGUGGCCAGGGAAGCGGUCAGGGGAAGGGUCAGGGAAGCGGCCAUGGUCAGGGAAGCGGUCAGGGCAAGGGUCAGGGCAAGGGUCAUGGUAGCGGCCAGGGAAGCGGUCAGGGCAAGGGCCAGGGAAGCGGCCAGGGUAGCGGUCAGGGCCAGGGAAGUGCUCAGGGCAAGGGUCAGGGAAGUGGUCAGGGCCAGGGAAGCGGCCAGGGCCAUGGUCAGAGCCAGGGAAGCGGUCAUGGCAAGGGCCAGGGAAGCGGUCAGGGCCAGAGUUGUGGCUGCAGAGGUGGUUGCAGAUAUGGUCAUGGUGGGGGAUGUACUUGUUGAAAUGAUCAUGGGAACUUUGCAUGACACUUACUGGCGCAUGUCUCAGUUUGGUGCUUUUUAUUCUUAUGGAAUGUUUUCCCUGUUUGUUCAUGGUUUACAAAGACUUGUCCAUC
Messenger RNA from Carassius carassius (crucian carp), 1383 nucleotides. RefSeq lists its product as uncharacterized. The transcript has 5 exons. Bases 164 to 1270 code for a protein of 368 amino acids. The record is from RefSeq and is a predicted model, not a curated record. Lineage: Eukaryota; Metazoa; Chordata; Actinopteri; Cypriniformes; Cyprinidae. Gene Ontology annotation, molecular function: peptidase inhibitor activity. Gene Ontology annotation, cellular component: extracellular region.